AUGGAGCUAAUAGACGUUAUUAUGCUCUGUUUGGCCUUGGUGUUCCUCCGUUGGUGGUGGCGCCACUGGUCAACCACCGGCGGAGGGCCUAAGAACCUACCACCGGGGCCACCGGGAUGGCCAGUCGUCGGAAACCUCUUCCAAGUGAUCCUCCAACGCCGUCACUUCAUCUACGUGAUCCGCGAUUUACGGAAGAAGUACGGUCCAAUCUUCACCAUGCAAAUGGGUCAGCGAACCUUGAUCAUCGUGACAAGCGCUGACCUCAUCCACGAAGCUCUCAUCCAGAGAGGCCCAUUGUUCGCGAGCAGGCCCAAGGACUCACCCAUACGACUCAUAUUCAGCAUGGGCAAAUGCGCCAUCAACUCCGCCGAGUACGGCCCUCUCUGGCGCACCCUGCGACGGAACUUCGUCUCAGAGAUGAUCUCUCCUCUGAGAAUAAAGCAGUGCGGUUGGAUAAGAAAGUGGGCUAUGGAAGCUCACAUGAGAAGGAUUCAACAGGAGGCUCAUGAGAAUGGCUUUGUACAAGUCAUGAGCAAUUGCAGGCUCACCAUUUGUAGCAUCCUCAUAUGUCUCUGUUUCGGUGCAAAGAUCACUGAGGACAGAAUCAAAAGCAUUGAGAGCAUCUUGAAAGACGUCAUGCUCAUCACACUUCCGAAGCUUCCAGACUUCUUGCCUGUUCUGACGCCGCUUUUCCGACGACAAGUGAGAGAAGCCAGGAAGCUGAGGGAGAAACAGGUUGAGCUGUUGGCGCCAUUGAUAAGGAGCAGGAAAGCUUACGUGGACAGCAACGGGAGGUCAGGUGGUGCUGACAUGGCGAGUCCUGUCGGUGCUGCUUACGUGGACUCGCUGUUUGGGUUGGAGGUUCCCGGUCGAGGACGGUUGGGAGAGGAGGAGCUGGUGACGCUCGUUUCGGAGGUGAUCAGCGCCGGGACGGACACGAGCGCCACGGCGGUGGAGUGGGCGUUGCUUCACUUGGUGAUGGAUCAGGAGAUUCAGGAGAGGUUGUAUAGGGAGAUUGUUGAGCGCGUGGGGAAGGAUGGGGUUGUUAUGGAGAGUGACGUGGACAAAAUGCCUUAUCUCGGCGCGGUGGUGAAGGAGACUUUCCGGCGACACCCGCCGAGCCACUUUAUACUUUCGCACGCUGCCACGGAGGAGACCGAGCUCGGUGGGUACACUAUCCCGAAGGAUGCGAGUGUGGAGUUUUACACUGCGUGGUUGACGGAGAAUCCGAAUAUGUGGGAGGAUCCGAAUGAGUUCCGACCCGAGAGGUUCCUGAGUGGGGAUGGGGUUGACGUGGACGUGACAGGAACAAAAGGGGUUAGGAUGAUGCCCUUUGGUGUGGGAAGGAGGAUUUGUCCAGCGUGGACUCUGGGUAUCUUGCAUAUUAACAUGUUGCUUGCUAAAAUGGUUCUUGCUUUCCAGUGGUUGCCCCUUCCAAAUGCCCCGCCCGACCCGACUGAGACUUUUGCUUUCACUGUUGUUAUGAAGAAUCCUCUCAAGGCUGUUAUUCUGCCUAGAUCUAUUUAA
This is a messenger RNA of Gastrolobium bilobum, 1527 nucleotides long. RefSeq names its product cytochrome P450 77A1. The record is from RefSeq and is a predicted model, not a curated record. The coding region runs from base 1 to 1527 and encodes 508 amino acids. Gene Ontology annotation, molecular function: heme binding; oxidoreductase activity, acting on paired donors, with incorporation or reduction of molecular oxygen, NAD(P)H as one donor, and incorporation of one atom of oxygen; iron ion binding. Gene Ontology annotation, cellular component: membrane. The transcript has a single exon. NCBI's taxonomy places the organism in Eukaryota, Viridiplantae, Streptophyta, Magnoliopsida, Fabales, Fabaceae.